This is a messenger RNA of Miniopterus natalensis, 1791 nucleotides long. RefSeq names its product solute carrier family 25 member 34 (gene SLC25A34). The record is from RefSeq and is a predicted model, not a curated record. NCBI's taxonomy places the organism in Eukaryota, Metazoa, Chordata, Mammalia, Chiroptera, Miniopteridae.
GCAGUUGCCCCAUGCCCAGGGCUCUGAGCUGCAGCAGGACUGGCGAAGCCAAAGGUGGGGCAGAAGCACCAGCCCUUUGCCCCAGGACCAGAGGAGGGCUGGAGGACGACUGGGCUGAUUGGCACCUUCUUCCCGCCCCCAAUCUCUAGCUGUUCCAGGUGACCUUUACCCCAGAUCCCAGGGUCUAGGCCCGCCCCUGCCGGGAGGUGUGGACAACACAGGCAGCUGCGAUUGGUCAGAGCCCCCAGGGGUGUGCCCCAGGCGCCAGCAGCCCAGGCCCUGGGCAAAGCAGGUGGACUCCAGGGAUAGAUCAGGAACCGCCUGGCAGCUGCAGGCCUGUCCCGCCAGACCCCUGCCCUGCAGACAUGGUCUCAGGCCCCCUCGAUCCCUAGCCCUGUGACCCUUCAGAGGUGCAGGCAGCCUAAGCGCCACCACCCCAGGGCCUGUGCCAUGCCCCUGACCAGGGCACAGCCCUCUGCUGGCACAGAGGACACAGAAACGGUGUCGCCGGCUGUGGACCUGGUGCUGGGCGCCUCGGCCUGUUGCCUGGCCUGCAUCUUCACCAACCCCCUGGAGGUGGUGAAGACACGGCUGCAGCUGCAGGGGGAGCUGCAGGCCCCCGGCACCUACCCCCGGCCCUACCGGGGCUUCGUGGCCUCGGUCGCCGCUGUGGCCAGAGCAGAUGGGCUGUCUGGGCUGCAGAAGGGGCUGGCCGCCAGCCUCCUCUACCAGGGCCUCAUGAACAGCGUCCGCUUCUACUGCUACAGCCUGGCGUGCCAGGCUGGCCUCACCCAGCAGCCAGGGGGCACCGUGGUCGCAGGUGCGGUGGCUGGCGCCCUGGGAGCCUUCGUGGGGAGCCCUGCUUACCUGGUCAAAACGCAGCUGCAGGCCCAGACGGUGGCCGCAAUGGCCGUGGGGCACCAGCACCACCACCAAAGCUUACUGGGCGCCAUGGAGACCAUCUGGCGGCAGCAGGGCUUGGCAGGUCUGUGGCGGGGUGUGGGCGGGGCUGUGCCCCGAGUCAUGGUUGGCUCAGCUGCCCAGCUUGCCACCUUUGCCUCUGCCAAGGACUGGGUGCAGGAGCGACAGUGGCUCCCGGAGGACAGCUGGCUGGUGGCCCUGGCCGGAGGCAUGAUCAGCAGUGUAGCUGUGGUUGCAGUCAUGACCCCCUUCGAUGUGGUCAGCACUCGGCUGUACAAUCAGCCCGUGGAUGGAGCUGGCAGGGGCCAGCUAUACAGGGGCCUGGCUGACUGCCUGGUGAAGAUCUGGCGGCAGGAGGGCCCCCCUGCGCUCUACAAGGGCCUGGGCCCUGCCUACCUGCGCCUGGGCCCGCACACCAUCCUCAGCAUGCUCUUCUGGGACGAGCUGCGGAAACUGGCCAGAUAGGGCUGGCGCCAGGGCACCUGGGCCACGUCCCUCACCCCCCCUGCAUCCUGACACAGCCUGUUGCCCCGCUCCAGCCAGGACUGGCCACCUCGGAGCGAGCCACAGGCCCCGGCUCCGCCGCAGGUCUGGGGAGAGUGUGGGUAGCUCUGGUCAACCCAGCCUGUGACCCCACCACCCGGCUCCGAGUCACCACCCACUCUGUUUUCCAGAAAGCUCUCUCCCUUCUCUACUUGGGGUGGCUUGUCCCAGCGCCUUCCUCACGGUUAUAACGACAGUUCUGGAGCCUCACCACAAGUGGGGCCACCUACCUGCGUCAGCUCGCUUCCUCCUGGAACAACAGUGUGAGCUCAUAAAACCCUCUUUCCCCAGCGAGGAAGCCGAGGCUCAGAGGGUGAGACCCUUGGA